This is a messenger RNA of Lineus longissimus, 1885 nucleotides long. RefSeq lists its product as uncharacterized. Lineage: Eukaryota; Metazoa; Nemertea; Pilidiophora; Heteronemertea; Lineidae. Bases 1 to 1134 code for a protein of 377 amino acids. The transcript is spliced from 5 exons. The record is from RefSeq and is a predicted model, not a curated record. Gene Ontology annotation, molecular function: protein binding.
AUGGACACACUGGUUUCAAUAUUAGUGUUGCUCUUUAUACUAUUGAUAUUUUGUCAUUUCAGUAGCCGAUUUUGUGAUGCUAAACUGGCAGAAAGCAGUAAGAAGGCGUGCGGCCAAGGGUACUUUUACGACAGUGAUAUCAACGUGUGUAUCUCGUGUAUCUUUGCUUGCAAAAUAAAUAAAAGAAAAUGCAGGAGCCAUGGUUGUGUUGGUACCCUAUCUGCACCAAACAAACUCGAAGUAGUCAAUUCAACUGCUGUGGCAGCGACUGUUGAGUGGAUCUCAGAUGGCUAUUCGGAACAGAAAUUUUACGUCCAGUACAAGAAGCGUGCAUUGAAAUGGGAUGUUGUCUCAGAAGUCCCUCAAGGAGGAAUACCUGAUCCAGGUCAAAAGAAGACAGUCCGCUACAAGGUUACGGGUCUGGAGUCAAAUGUCUUUUAUGCGUUUCGGGUGCGCAGCGACAAUUCUCAUCCAGGGUCUCAUGAGAGUGUUUUCAGCAAUGUGGCAUAUGUAACAACACCAGUUGCUCCCAAAACCUCCGUCACUGCUGUCCGGAUACACAACAACGUCACGAUACGAUGGGAGCAAGUGAUUGGACAAUAUACAGUGAUAAAGGUCAAAUACUGCAUACUCGGCACAGAAUCCUGCGUGAAUUACAUCGCACCGAAACCUGAAGAUAACUUCGUAACAUUGGUCUUGGAUCCUGACAAAAUAUAUUAUUAUUAUGUGAUAAUUGAAGACAGUGGCGAUGUUGUCUACAUGAGCAACCGUCUGGUUGUCAAGGACAUCGGUACCAGUGCGGUGAUGAGGAACACAUCGGUUGGUCUGUUUGGAGCAGUAUUAGUAAUUGGAGUAGUUGUCACCGUAGCUGUUCAGAGGAAACGUAGACAACGCAAGAAGAGGCAGAAUCGUCGACCUGCAAAUGAAGAAGGUGACACUAUUCCACUGAUGCAUUGCCAUGCUAGUGACGCAGACGACAAUUGUUCUGGUUCAGCUCCCAUGCGUGUUCUCAAUCCACCAGACAUGACAGUCCGUUCGAGACAACGAUUGAGCAUCAUGACACAAUCGUAUCCUUCGCCAUUUUCGCCUAGGAAAUCAGAGAGAUCGCUCAUAGCCCGCAAAUAUUCCCUCUAAACAUAGCCGUGGUAUAUCCUAUGAAAUAUUCCAUCACCGUAAUUUCUGUUUUUUCCAGUUUCAAGCGCACCUGAACUUAGCGUGCCUUGCAUACAACAGUGCUUAGGUAGCCAGUAACACAUGUCAGUUCCUAUGCUAGUAUACCAAAUUAGGCUAACGCUAUCAGUUAGUAUACACCGUAUGUUCAGGGUUCAGAUGUUAGGCCAUUGUGUUAUGCAAACUCACAACAGGUGCGAUGUUCAGAUUGAAAGACAAUGAAGUUACUAAAGUGAGCUAAAGAUAGAUGGGAUUCAUGGAUGGGGUGGCCCUAUUUUGGGAUACGGGUGUAGCAAUAGCACAAUUUUAGGGAGAUGUCUUAUGGUAUACGGUAAAAAAGGUACAGGAAAAAAAGGUACGGAAAUAAAGGUACUGAAAUAAAAGUACAGGAAAUAAAAGUACUGGAAAUAAAGGUACCGGAAAAAAAGAUACCGGAAAAAAGGUACACAAAAUGGCAUAAAUAGGUAAAAAAAGGACACAAUUUUUUAAAAGAAUAUUAUUCUCUUCAACUGGUUCAGACUCGGCCUAUGUCUUAAUCUUUUCUUGCCCAUUUUUCUUCUUCUGUGACUAAGGUGGUGCCUUAAAAUAGUUUAAUACAUUGCGGACAAUUUUGUUACGGAAUGAAUUUGGGGAAAAUUCAUAGAAGAAUUUGCCCAACAGGGGAGCUGACUUUUUUUUGGUAAUAACCAUUUUGUGUUCUUUUAAAUUUUAAAAU